Messenger RNA from Parathielavia appendiculata, 1387 nucleotides. RefSeq names its product WSC-domain-containing protein. The coding region runs from base 300 to 1295 and encodes 331 amino acids. Lineage: Eukaryota; Fungi; Ascomycota; Sordariomycetes; Sordariales; Chaetomiaceae. The record is from RefSeq and is a predicted model, not a curated record. The transcript has a single exon. Gene Ontology annotation, cellular component: plasma membrane.
CCUGGUGAUCCGGUCCUGGCUCCGAGGAACCCGGACAGGACCCUUGGCCGUUUGAAUGGAACUUCCCUGCGGAUAUUGCAGGCUAUCGAAAUCCCCAAUUUCGUUCCAGCGCCCGCCAUCAAUGAUGGACCGAACUCAGGAGAGCGUCGCCCGUGACCAGGUGGCCUGAUCAAAAGGCGGCCGUUCCCCAGAGAGCAGGAAUGCCCUGGAGGAACCCGUGCCUGUCAUCAACAUCACCGCCGCCCUGACAUCUGACAGCCGCUCCUUCCAGUAGCUAGUCCUCACAUUCAUUUUCGGCAAUGGCUUCCUCUCGUUCCAUGACCUGCCUCCGGGCUGCCGUCUCUCUCAUCGCUUUGGCCGCCACCUCCCAGGCCGUGCCCCAGGCGAAGCGUGAUGGUGCUCCCGCGACCCUCGAGGCCCCGUACCUGGGCUGCUUCGUCGACCAGGGUGCCCGCGCCUUGCCUGACAACCUUCUUGGGGCCGACGACAUGACGGCCCAGAAAUGCGCCGAACACUGCUCCAACUACAGCUACUUUGGCGUCGAAUACGGCCGCGAGUGCUGGUGCGGCAACAGCCCGCCCGAGAGCCCCGCUCCCGAGUCCGAGUGCUCGUUCCCUUGCGCUGGAGACAACACCCAGAUCUGCGGAGCCGGUAACCGAAUCAACGUCUGGGGCUCUCCUCUCCCCUCCCCGGAAAACGUCGGCGAUUACGAGUACAUGGGCUGCUUCACCGACAAGGGCGAUGCGCGCGUGCUGCGCGGGACCGCCUUCUUCGACUCGGCUAUGACUCUCGACAAGUGCGCUAGCUUCUGCAGCCUCUACUCCUUCUUCGGCGUCGAGUAUGGAUCGCAGUGCUUCUGCGGCACCGUUCUGGCCGACAGCGCGGAGCAGCGGCCCCAAGGCGAAUGCUCCAUGCGUUGCAGCGGCGACUACAACAGCGUGUGUGGAGAUGCCGACCGCCUCAACGUCUUCGUCAGCACCGACUGCAAGCAAGACCCCGCCAACGUACCUACUGUUGCUGGCUUCACCUAUAAGAGCUGUUGGGUCGACAACGUCGCCGGCCGCGUUCUGACCGGCCAGGAGCUCCGCGCGGACGACAUGACCGUCGAGAAGUGCGCCAACUUUUGCCAGGGCUUCAAGUACUUUGGUCUCGAGUACUCGCGCGAGUGCUACUGCGGCAAUGAGCUUGGCGGCGUGGCUGCUGCGGAGGAUCAGUGCAGCCAGGUGUGCGUGGGCGAUGCCACGCAGUGGUGCGGUGCCCCUGACCGCCUUAAUAUCUACGAGGUCGCUGUUUAGGCUUCCCCAGCAAGAUGGGAUCUGAAGAACUAGGCUGCAGAGCAUCUUGCUAGUUAAUGUUAAUCUUGUAACUAAUCCAAAAACAUGCCAAC